ACGGAUUCCCAAAAAUGACCUUUGCUAGGGUGAACAGCUAACGCGUUUUUUUGAAAGCGAAUGCAAAUGAGAAGAAAUGAGAAAACGUCCUUAAAAACAAGACAGGAAAAUAAAAAGACUGAAAACUAUCGCGAUGAUUCAGUGACAAACCUUGCUCAUGCACCUAGUCCAGUCCCAGAUUUUGCAAGAGCAAUAUCUAGCUUGUCACCAGUUUCUCUUGGAAGAAAAUUUCGACAAAAUGAUAUAAAACGACAAGAUAUUGACAGGAUAUCUACAACUGCACAACCGCCAAGACAAUCGUCCUCUAGAUUCAUUAAAACUUCUCAUGAAGAGUUAAAAGCCUUACCUUUAUUAGUUGAGACACCACCAGGUGAACGAGAAACCUUAUUGCUCAAUAAAAUACGAAUGUGUUCAACUUUAUUCGAUUUCAAUGAUAGCAGUGUUCAGUUAAAAUCAAAAGAGAUUAAAAGGCUAACACUAUUAGAAUUAGCUGAAUUUAUUUCAAUGAAUUCUAGUUCACUUACUGAACCUAUUUACAUGGGUAUUAUAAAUUUACUAAAAGUCAAUGUCUUUCGUACAAUUGUACCAACUAAUACAAGUACAGAAAUGUUAGAUUAUGCAGAUAAUGAUGAUGAACAAAUGACAAAUUUAGAACCAUCUUGGCCACAUCUUCAGUUAGUCUACGAUAUAUUUCUACGCUUUAUCAGUUCACCGGAUUUUCAAGCUGCAUUAGGAAAAAAAUAUUUAGAUCAACAAUUUUUUAGAAAUCUUUUAGAAUUAUUUAAAUCUGAAGAUCCACGUGAACGUGAAAUGGUUAAAAUGAUACUGCAUCGUGCUUAUGGUAAACUUGUUACAUUAAGACCAGUUAUAAGACGUAUGGUCAAUAAUAUAUUUCUACAAUUUAUUUACGAGGAAGAUAAUCAUUGUGGAAUAGCUGAACUUUUAGAAAUUAUUGGCAGUAUAAUCAAUGGUUUUCAAACCCCAUUGAAAGAUGAACAUAAACAAUUUCUACGCAGAGUAUUACUUCCGUUACAUAAAUCACCAAUAAUGGGUCAUUUUCAUGCUCAAUUGACUUAUUGUACAACAGAAUUUAUUAAAAAAGAUUCAAGCUUAUUCACAGUGAUCAUUCAUGAAGGUCUACUACGUUUUUGGCCUAGAGUAAAUUCAGUAAAAGAAAUGCUUUUUCUUAAUGAAUUAGAAGCUUGCCUUGAAUGCACUGGACCAAUUGAAUUUCAAGCUAUUAUACCUGAUGUAUUUCCACGUUUGGCUAAAUGUAUUGAAUCUUUGCAUUUUCAGGUUUCAGAAAGAGCGCUUAUGUUUUGGAAUAAUGAAUAUCUCUUAUCAUUAAUGUCAGAGAAUAUAAAUACAGUCCUACCGAUUAUAUUUAAUUCAUUAGCAGAAUCACGAAAUCAUUGGAAUAAAACUGUUCAUGGAUUAAUUUGUAAUGUUUUAAACUGGGCCAUUGAAACAGAUCAAAGACUUGUUGAACAGUGUUCAUCAAAACUGACAGAAGAACGUCAAAAGAAAACUGCACGUCUACAAAACCAUGAAGCCUACUGGAAUCGAGUAGAGUUAGCUGCUGAAAAAGUUAAACAAUCCUCAGUGAAUUAUCCAGUCAACAUGAGAACAUCAUCAAUAUCUGUAUCACUUUCUGGCAUUAAAAAUAAAUAUCCAAUGUCUAACACGUCAAAUAAUAGAAGUUUAACAGGUUUAAAUGAAUUCUAUGCAAAACUCUCGUCUACAACAACAACAACAACAGCAACAUCAUUGUCAUCGUCGUCUUCAUUACCAUUUACUCCUAUUGCCACCAGUGUGCAUACUACUUCCGGGAUUGGCAGUAGUAGCAGUAGUAUAAGCAGUGGAUUCACUGGAAAUGCUAAUCUUGUAAAUAAUCCAAAACUUUUUCCUUUAAAUAAUAUGAAACCUGGUGAAUUAAUCAAUACCAUGAAAGAGAAGCCUAAUCCUAAUAAUAAUAAUACUGAAUUUUCACAAACAUCUUUUAAUCCGAUCCAAUCUAAUCUAUCUGGAUCGUCUUCUUCAGUUUUAAAUGCCUUACCAUCAUUUACUAACACUCAGAAUUCAUCAUCACUGACAUCGACAAUACUGACAACAACAUCAACUACAAAUAGUUUAUUGAAAGAACAAACUACAACAAUAUCAUCAGUUAACAAAGUAGAUUUGCAGAGUCAAUCAAAUGUCAAACAGCAAAGUCAGACAUCUACUACUGGAAGUGAUGUUCAUGUUGUAAAGUCUAGUUCAGCAAAUACAGCCUCAACUAAUUUACUCAAUUUCAGUAGAAAAUUACGUUCACCAAAGACAAGUACAACUGUUGUUCAAACAACUAAGAAAACAACGAGUUCCACACAAAAGCAGCCUUUGAAGUCUAACCCAACCAUGACUACUAGUAAAGAUAUAUUGACGUCAACGUCAUCAUCAACAUCAACAUCAGUGCCAUCGACUCAAGCAACACCAAGUAGCAGUACAUCUAAGUCAGAGAAAUCAACAAAUUUAAAACGCGCAACAACUUUGAAAUCAUUGAACACUUGAACAAGUACAACUUAAACAAAUAACUUCUCAUUUUGAAAUGUGAUAGAUAUACCAUAAACUUUAUUGCCGUUUUUAAUAUCUUUCAUAAAAAUGUUUAGCAUACAAAGAUGACGAUAAAUCUUUUUUUCCCGUUUAAGCCUUUUUUUUAUUUUUUACCAAAUUAGGGUAUGAUUUGUUUUCGAGCACAAUGUGAUAAAUAUUUUAUGUUUAUAUUCAUACAUUCAUCCAUACAUAUAUUUUAAAUGAUUCUCCAGUUCUUUAUUUUUCACAUUUAUUGAUGAAUAAAUGUAGAAAGAGACAAAUUCAUUAUAUCAUGACAUAAUACAUCAGUUUUUAGCUUCUUCCUUUUUUUCGGAUGACAAACACACUCAGAUUCUUCUCCAUUUCAUUUCCAUUUUCAUACUUUCCUCCGCUUUUUGCUUUUGAAAGUGUUCAUGUUGUUUUUAUUUCUGAUUCUUCUUAUUCUAUAACACUUUAUAUUUUCACAUUCAGAGUGUAUUAUUAUGUAGGAAGUGUAAAAGAACCAUGUAAAAUUUAAGAUAUAAUGUGAUGUAAAAGGGGAAGGAGAAGAAUUUUAUUCUAAUUAUGAACUCACAAAAGUCAAAUCCAAGAUAGAUACCUCUUUUUUUAGUCUUUACAGUAGUUUUCUUAACUUCGGUAGAUAUUCUUUUUUAAAUGAAGCAAAUGUAUGAAAUAGUAGUAAGUAUUUAGUUAUUCAUUGUGUAAGUUUGUAAUGAAUCAACACUUUUGAAGUGUUACAACCUCCUUACUUUACUGUUACAUUUGUUUCAUUAUAACUUCAAUACCUUGUUAUGCGUCUAUGAAAGUUGAAAGGA
Trichobilharzia regenti is the source of this 3383-nucleotide messenger RNA. NCBI's taxonomy places the organism in Eukaryota, Metazoa, Platyhelminthes, Trematoda, Strigeidida, Schistosomatidae. The record is from the annotation of a GenBank genome assembly.